This is a messenger RNA of Rosa chinensis, 6859 nucleotides long. Its product is annotated as nuclear-pore anchor. Gene Ontology annotation, molecular function: structural constituent of nuclear pore. The transcript has 48 exons. NCBI's taxonomy places the organism in Eukaryota, Viridiplantae, Streptophyta, Magnoliopsida, Rosales, Rosaceae. The coding region runs from base 222 to 6539 and encodes 2105 amino acids. Gene Ontology annotation, biological process: protein import into nucleus; mRNA export from nucleus. The record is from RefSeq and is a predicted model, not a curated record. Gene Ontology annotation, cellular component: nuclear pore.
UGUUGAACCUGAACCUGAACCCGAACCCGCCCGCAUAUAAUUACACCACUGGUAGUGGCGAUCCUACGCCCUCAAGGCUUUCUCUCUUCCCUUCAAAUUCAUUUCCCCUCUCUCCCCUUCUCCCAUUUCCCUACUUCUCUCAAUUUCACGUCCCAAAUCUCACCGAUAGUCCCAAAAUUAGGGCACAACUAUAACCCUAGCAUCGCCGAUACGCCCACGCGAUGCCGCUCUUCGUCUCCGACGAGGAGUUCUCCGGCCACCGAGACGACGUCGCUUGGGUGGCGGAGAAGGCCGACGCGUUUAUCCGGAACCUCUACACGGAGCUUGACACCGUCAAGGCGCAGAACGACGCCGCUUCGAUCACCGCCGAGCAGACCUGCUCUCUCCUCGAGCAGAAGUACCUCUCCCUCUCCGAUGAACACUCCAAGCUCGAGUCCGAACUCGCGCAGCUCAAGUCCUCGUUCGACGAGCGCCUCUCCGAGCUCGCCGAAGUGCAGUCUCAGAAGUACCAGCUCAAUUUACAAUCCAUUAAUAAAGAUAGUGAGAUAGAGAUGUUGAAGACGGAGGUGUCAGAGCUGCACAAAUCAAAGAGGCAGUUAAUGGAGAUAGUGGAGCAAAAGGAUGAAGAUAUUAGUGCAAAGAAUUGCACCAUCCAGUCUUAUCUCGAGAAGAUUGUCAAGUCGGCUGAGAAUGCUGCCCAGAGGGAGGCCGGAUUAAGUGAAGCUGAGGCAGAGUUAGCACGCACCAAGGAUUCAUGCACUCAUCUUUCACAGGAGAAAGAACUUAUCGAGAGGCAUAAUGUCUGGCUUAAUGAUGAGUUAGCAGCCAAAGUUGACAGUCUCAUUAAGCUGCGUAGAACGCAUGCCGAUGUUGAGGCAGAGAUGUCUUUUAAGCUUUCAGAUGUUGAACGGAAAUUCAAUGACUGUUCUAGCUCCUUAAAUUGGAACAAGGAAAGAGUGAGGGAACUAGAAGCAAAGCUGACAUCCUUGCAGGAGGAACUACGCUUAUCGAAAGAUACUGCAGCAGCUAAUGAAGAGAGAUCAAAUGCCGAACUCUCAACGACAAAUAAGCUUGUUGAACUAUAUAAGGAAAGUUCAGAGGAAUGGUCCAAAAAGGCGGGAGAGCUUGAGGGCGUGAUCAAAGCUCUGGAGACGCAUUUGAGUCAAGUUGAAAAUGAUUACAAGGAGAGACUUGAAGGGGAAGUGUCUGCAAGAAAUCAAUUUGAAAAGGAGGCUGCAGAUCUGAAGACAAAACUUGAGAAGUGCGAAGCAGAAAUUGAAACUAGCAGGAAAGCAAAUGAGCUGAGUCUUCUCCCACUUAAUAGUUCUGGUCAGGAAAUGUGGUUGAAUUCAUUAGAAUCUACUGACAUGGCUGAGGUUGAUCGUGCGGUGGUGCCGAAGAUUCCUGUUGGUGUUUCAGGAACAGCAUUAGCAGCGUCCCUUUUACGCGACGGGUGGAGUCUUGCAAAAAUGUAUGCGAAGUACCAAGAGGCGGUCGAUGCCUUGCGUCAUGAGCAGUUGGGAAGGAAGGAAUCUGAGGCAAUCUUGCAACGGGUUCUAUAUGAAAUAGAAGAGAAAGCUGAAGUCAUCAUGGAUGAAAGAGUGGAACAUGAGAGAAUGGCCGAGGCAUAUUCUAUGAUCAACCAGAAGUUGCAGGACUCAGUUUCUGAACAAGAAUACUUAGAGAGAAUGAUCACGGAGUUGAAGGCUGACAUAAGGAGGCAUGAACGUGACUACUCCUUUGCUCAAAAAGAGAUUGCUGAUCUUCAGAGAGAGGUGGCAGUCCUUUUGAAAGAAUGUCGAGAUAUACAGCUUCGUGGUGCAUCUUCGGGUCAUGAUAGUUAUGACAAUGCUGUUGUGGUGCACUCGGAAUCUGAUGCUGAAAAAGUCAUAUCUGAACAUCUUUUGACCUUCAAGGACAUAAAUGGUCUGGUUCAGCAGAAUGCCCAGCUCAGGAGUCUUGUUCGCAAUCUUUCUGACCAGCUUGAAAAUAGGGAAAAGGAGUUCAAGGAAAAUUUUGAAAAGGAGCUCAAGAAGCAUACUGAGGAAGCUGCUUCUAGAGUUGAGGCUGUAUUACAAAGAGCUGAAGAGCAAGGGCAAAUGAUUGAAUCCCUUCACACCUCUGUCGCAAUGUACAAAAGGUUGUAUGAAGAGGAGCAUAAACUUCGUUCGUCUGGUCCCCAUUUAAUAGAGGCUGCUCCAGAGGAAAGAAGAAGUGAUGUUAGGCAUCUACUUGAGAGUUCUCAGGAAGCUAGCAGAAAGGCCCAAGACCAUGCUGCAGUACGAGUGAAAUGUCUGGAAGAAGAUCUAGCGAAGAUCAGGAGUGAGAUAAUAUCAUUGCGGUCAGAGCGUGACAAAUUCGCUUCUGAAGCGAAUAUUGCUAGAGAGAAACUUGAGAGCUUUAUGAAAGAAUUUGAGCUUCAGAGGAACGAAACAAAUGGUGUAUUAGCAAGGAACAUUGAGUUCUCUCAGUUAAUAGUUGACUACCAGCGGAAGCUGCGUGAAGGUUCUGAGUCCGUGCAAACUGCUGAGGAGCUUUCUAGGAAGUUGACUAUGGAGGUGUCUCUUUUGAAGCAAGAGAAGGAAAUGCUGCAACAUGCUGAGAAGAGAGCUUCGGAUGAAGUUCAUAAUUUGUCAGAGAGGGUUUAUAGACUGCAGGCUAGUUUGGACACUAUUCAGAGUACCCAGCAAGUUCGCGAGGAGGCAAGAGCUGCCGAGAGGAGAAAACAAGAAGAGUAUACAGAACAAAAAGAGAGGGAGUGGGCUGAUGCUAAAAGAGAAUUGCAAGAAGAGAAAAAUAAUGCUCUCACUCUUGCACUUGACCGCGAUCAGACCAUAAAAAAUGCCGUCAAACAGGUUGAAGAAAUGAGAAAAGAUUUGUCUAAUGCACUUCAUGCUGCUGCAUCUGCUGAGAGUAGAGCUGCUGUAGCUGAGGCCAGACUGUCUGAUCUGGAGAAAAAGAGUUCAUCCUCAGAUAUCCAGGUUGUUGAGAUUGACGGUGGGAGUGGAUCUGCUUCUUUGACAGGCAAUGAGGCUAUGUUGGCAUUACGUGCUGCAAAGGAUGAGAUUAAGAAUUUGAAAGAUGAAAUGCAGGCUACUAAAGAUCACAUGCUACAGUAUAAGAGUAUAGCUCAGGUAAAUGAGGAUGCAUUGAAACAGAUGGAAUUUGCACAUGAAAACUUCAAGAUUGAGGCUGAAAAACUGAAGAAAUCUCGAGAUGCUGAAUUACUCUCUUUGAGAGAGAGGGUCUCUGAACUUGAAAAUGAGAUUAUGUUGAAGUCCCAAGAAGUGGCUUCUGCAGCAGCAGGGAAGGAAGAAGCUCUAUUCUCUGCUUUAGCAGAAAUUUCAAGCCUAAAGGAAGAAACCACAGCAAAAACUUCUCAAACUGCUGCCCUGGAGAUUCAGGUUUCUACUUUGAAGGAAGACUUGGAGAAAGAACAUCAGCGAUGGCGCACUGCACAGGCUAAUUAUGAAAGACAGGUCAUCCUUCAGUCAGAGACAAUACAGGAGUUGACUAAAACAUCACAAGCUUUGGCUGUGCUUCAGCAGGAAGCAUCAGAGUUGCGUAAAUUGGAUGAUGCACUCAAAAGUGAAAAUGAUGAACUAAAGUCCAGGUGGGAAGUUGAUAAGGCAAUGUUAGAGGAAUCCGCUAGUAUUGCUGAGAAGAAGUACAAUGAAAUCAAUGAACAGAAUAAAAUACUGCAUGGUCAACUGGAGGCUGUGCACAUUCAAUUGGCCGAGAGAGAUCGUGGUUCAUUUGGAACAACUUCUGGAAGCACUGGAGCAGAUACUUCAGGUGAUGCUGGUUUACAAACUGUGAUAAGUUAUCUUCGACGUACAAAAGAGAUUGCAGAGACAGAGAUAUCCUUAUUGAAACAAGAAAAACUAAGAUUGCAAUCACAACUUGAGAGUGCCCUCAAGGCUUCAGAAACAGCCCAAGCAUCACUUCGUGCUGAGCGUGCAAGUUCAAGGUCAAUGUUGUUCUCAGAGGAGGAACUAAAAUCCUUACAACUACAGGUUAGAGAAAUAAACUUGCUCCGCGAAAGUAAUAUCCAACUGAGAGAAGAAAAUAAGCACAAUUUUGAGGAAUGCCAGAAAUUGCAUGAAAUAUCACAAAAGGCUAGUGUUGAGCGUCACAACCUAGAGAGGCUGUUAAGGGAUAGACAGAUUGAGGUGGAGGCAUGUAAAAAAGACAUUGAAAUGCAAAAGAUGGAGAAAGAUCACUUGGAAAAGAGGCUCAGUGAGUUACUUGAAAGGUAUAGAAAUAUAGAUGUUGAAGAUUAUGAUCGCACAAAGGCUGAACAUCAGCAGAUGCAGGUAACAUUGAAGGAGAAGGAUUCUCAUAUAGAAGAAGUCAAGAAACUUCUUUCGGAGAAGCUGGAGAUUGUUUUGUCUUUAGAAAAAGAUCUUGCAAACUUCAGAUCGGAACUGACUGAGAGGGAUAGGAGGAUAAAUGACAUGUUGCCAGCAGAGGCAAUUUUAAAAUCAGAUGUGGAGAAGCAAAGAAGGAUUGGCCUUCAGUUUAAGAGGAAGUAUGAGACAUGCUUAAAGGAAAAGGAGGAUCUUCAAAGACAAAAGGAGGAUCUUCAAAGGCAAAAGGACGACCUUCAAAGGCAAUGCGACGACCUUCAAAGGCAAAGGGAUGACCUUAUAAGGCAGUUGGAGGAAAAACAAGCGAAACGAUCUUCUGGUGAUCCUGCUGGGGAGCAUGCCCUUAAAGAAGAGAGAGACCAAAAAAUUCAGACACUGCAAAAAAUGAUGGAGAGGCAGAAAGAGGCAAUGGAGAGGCAGAAAGAGGACCUACGAAAUGAGAAAGCAAACCGCAAGAAGACUGAGCAUGCUUUAUUGGAUUCUCUUAAUAAAAUUGAGCAGGACAAAAUAAUCUUCAAGAAUGAGCUGGAGAAGCAUAAGCUGGCUGUCAGGCAGCUUUCAGAUGAGCAGGAAAAGCUGAAGCAUGCAAAAGAUGGUCUUCCUGAGGGUACCUCAGUUGUUCAACAUCUUUCUGGAGCCAUACUGGAUGAUCGAGCCUCUGCUUACUUCUUGGUUUGUGAAAAUUAUGAAAGGGUAGCACAUUCAACUUUGAAUGAGCUUGGAGCUGGUGGUGUUCCUGCAGACACUCCAGUUGCAGAUGCUUCAUUAGCUGCUACUUCUGUGCAUUAUGCAGCUCCUGCUCCAGCAGCCACCCUUGCAUCCUCAAUGACUCCUACGGCAGUUAUGCCAUCCAAAGCAACAGAUGAAACUGAAAGGAGGUUCACUUUUCCCAAAAGAAACGUUGAACCUCGUAAAACAGGGAGGAAAUUGGUUCGGCCCCGUCUUGUAAGACCUGAGGAACCACAAGGUGAUGUAGAGAUGUCAGAGACGGAAGGGGCUCAGACUCUGAAUAAACAUGCAGCUUCCACUGACGCCGAAGUUCAGGGCGUUGCUACUUCGACACAACCACUGUUUCGAAAACGUCAAGCUUCUUCAUCUCAGUUUGAGUCUCACGAGGAAUCAAUAAACCAAGGGGAAACUGGUCCUGAUGUGGCAGCACCUGUGUCAAAGAAGCCCAAAGGUUCAGAAUCUCCUCAAAAGAGUGAAGGGCAAGCACCUGCUUCAUUGGAAAAUCUUGGCAAUGUUCCAGCCACAGAAGAAGCUUCUAAUGCUGAUAAUCCUCAAGGUUCAAAUGAGGAAGGUGCUGUUGAUGCUGAGAAGGAAGAGAUUGAGAAUACCGCGGUGAAGGUUGAAGAGCCAAUUGAACAACAAUUUGAUGGUUCAAGUCAACCUGAAUCACAACAUGACAAGAAUAGUGUUUUGGAAGAAGAUGUGGAUGGAUCAGAUGUUAAAGAGAUGGUGCCCGAUGAUGGAGCAAAGGAUAAUCAGGUGGAGCCUGACAACCGACAGUCCAGUGGAGUUGGGGGAGACAGAGAAGAGGGAGAGCUUCCACCUGAUGUAUCAGACCUUGAAGGUGGUGAUACAACGAUGGGCAGUCCUGGUAUAGAGGAAGGUCAGUCGGAGCCUAUUACAACACCCAGAGCUUCACCAUCUAGGGUUGAUGAUGAAGAUCUUGCUGGCGCUUCUGUUGUGGAUGUUAGUGAGGUGAAUUCUCCAGAAGUUCUUAAUGAAGAGAAAAAUAAUGAAGUUGAUGUACCUGAAGAGACAGCUGAAGCCUCUGAUAAGUCAAAUGAUGGUAUCGAUCAAACUGCAAUGGAGACUGACCUCACUGUUGAAGCUGCCUCUGUAGCUGGUGAUGCCUCUAUAACCGCUGAGGGUACCUCUGCAAGUACUACUACAGAGGCUAGUGGUUCAAGACAGGCCAGUGCUAGUGCCACCACUGAAGCAGAAGAGGCAAAGCAGGUUUCUCCUUCCUCUACCACCAUAAAUAUAACUGAACAAGCUAGGCGGAAUGCUGAGCUAAGACAGCGUGGACAACAGGGACGACAACCAAUUGUUGUACCUCCGACCCCAACUAGAGGUCGUGGAAGACCAGCACAGCGUGGACGUGCACGUGCUGUGCGUCGUCCUGUCCGUGGACGUGGCCCCACAUCUGGUGAUCAAGUGUAAUACUAAAUACAACAAAGUUGCACUGAUUGCAGUUUUGCUCCCUUAUUUGGCUGGGUUUCUCUUUUCUUACGUUAUUAAAUGAACAGAAAUGAAGAUUUAGACAUUCUGAUGGAGAUGUUCAUUAGUCAGUUGCAUCUUUGUCAUCUGUGAAACUAUAGUUUUUGUACGACGGUAGUUUUCUUGAACAAGAGUUUCAGUAGGAUAUGAGCUAUUAUGUAAAUACUUGUGCUUAGGUGGUACCCUUCAAAUUUCAACGGAUAAAUCACGGUUUUGAUCUUUAUCAUCAAUUCAUACAGCUCAAACCAUUCAGGCUUUGCUCU